UAAAAAAAAAAAAAAAAAAAAGAGUUUUCGAGGAGUGGUGGUGGUGGUGACGUGUCGAAUACGAUAUAAAAAUAACACUGAAGCUUCGUCAUUUUUGACUUAUAGUCUAUACCUGUUAGGGCGGGAACACAAAAAAAUUUCACCCAAAAGGUCAUGCCUGAACCGAAGAUGAGCCAGCGCAGGGGCUCCAAGGUUUGGGUCGAGGACAGAGAUUUGGCCUGGGCCGCAGCUGAAGUUCUCGGCUAUGUGGGCAAGCAAGUUCAAGUUCUUACUGAUUCCGGAAAGAAGGUUUUGGUCUCUCCAGAGAAGCUAUUUCCAAGGGACGCCGACGAGGAAGACCAUGGUGGAGUGGACGAUAUGACAAAAUUGACGUAUUUGAACGAGCCUGGCGUUCUUUACAAUCUUCAGAGAAGAUAUGCUCUCAAUGACAUAUAUACAUAUACAGGAAGCAUCUUGAUUGCUGUUAACCCGUUCACAAAGCUUCCACACCUAUAUGACGUCCAUAUGAUGGAGCAGUAUAAGGGAGCUCCAUUUGGUGAGUUGAGUCCUCAUGUUUUUGCUGUAGCUGAUGCAUCAUACAGGGCAAUGAUGAAUGAGGAUCGAAGCCAAUCAAUAUUGGUUAGUGGAGAAAGCGGUGCAGGGAAAACUGAGACAACUAAACUUAUUAUGCAGUAUCUUACAUAUGUAGGAGGUAGAGCUGCUGGUGAUGACAGAACGGUUGAACAACAAGUUCUUGAGUCAAAUCCACUUUUGGAGGCAUUUGGUAAUGCGAGGACUGUUAGAAAUGACAAUUCAAGCCGUUUUGGCAAGUUUGUUGAGAUCCAGUUUGAUGCAAAUGGUAGAAUAUCAGGUGCUGCAAUUAGAACUUACCUCUUGGAACGGUCCCGUGUAGUCCAGAUAACAGAUCCUGAAAGGAAUUAUCACUGCUUUUAUCAAUUGUGUGCAUCUGGAAGGGAUGCAGAAAAGUACAAGCUUAGUCGUCCAAGUGAUUUCCACUACUUGAAUCAAAGCAGAACUUAUGACCUAGAUGGAGUGAGCAAUGCAGAAGAAUAUGUGAAGACAAGGAGGGCAAUGGACAUUGUUGGUAUUAGUCUUGAAGAUCAGGAAGCAAUCUUUCGCACUUUAGCUGCCAUUCUACAUCUGGGAAAUAUUGAAUUUUCUCCUGGGAAGGAGCACGAUUCUUCAGUUUUGAAAGAUCAGAAAUCUAGCUUUCACAUGCAGAUGGCUGCGGAUCUUUUAAUGUGUGAUAUGAACCUCUUACUGGCAACAUUGUGUACUCGUUCAAUUCAAACUCGUGAAGGGAUUAUUGUUAAAGCACUAGAUUGUAAUGCUGCAAUUGCUGGUCGAGAUGCAUUGGCAAAGACUGUUUAUGCUCGAUUGUUUGACUGGCUGGUUGAUAAAAUUAAUAGAUCUGUCGGGCAAGAUUUGAAUUCUAGAAUACAAAUUGGAGUUCUGGACAUUUAUGGUUUUGAAUGCUUCAAGGACAACAGCUUUGAGCAAUUUUGCAUUAAUUUUGCUAAUGAAAAGCUUCAACAACAUUUUAAUGAGCAUGUAUUCAAAAUGGAGCAGGAUGAGUAUAGAAAAGAGGAAAUCAAUUGGAGCUACAUUGAAUUCAUUGACAAUCAAGAUGUUUUAGAUUUGAUUGAGAAGAAACCCAUUGGGAUAAUUGCUCUCUUGGAUGAAGCUUGCAUGUUCCCAAAAUCAACUCAUGGGACAUUUUCAACCAAAUUGUUUCAGCAUUUCCAUUCCCAUGCACGGUUGGAGAAGGCAAAAUUUUCAGAAACAGAUUUUACAGUUUCCCACUAUGCUGGAAAGGUUACUUAUCAUACAGAUACCUUUCUAGAUAAAAAUCGUGAUUAUGUUGUGGUAGAGCAUUGCAAUCUGCUUUCUUCUUCCAAAUACCCUUUUGUUGCUGGUCUUUUCCCUCCUUUGCCAGAAGAGUCCUCGAGAUCAUCAUACAAGUUUUCUUCUGUGGCUUCAAGAUUUAAGCAUCAACUUCAGGCAUUGAUGGAAACACUCAACUCAACAGAGCCUCAUUACAUACGUUGUGUGAAACCAAACUCUUUAAAUCAACCACAAAAAUUUGAGAAUCUGAGCAUCUUACACCAACUGCGCUGUGGGGGUGUUUUAGAGGCAGUUCGGAUAAGUUUGGCAGGUUAUCCGACGAGAAGAACUUAUCCGGAGUUCGUAGAUCGCUUUGGAAUAUUAAUCCCCGAGUUAAUGGAUGGAAGUUAUGAUGAAAAAGCCACGACUGAGAAAAUUCUGAAAAAGCUAAAACUUGAGAAUUUUCAGUUGGGUAGGACAAAAGUGUUUCUUAGGGCUGGACAAAUUGGUGUUUUGGACUCUCGUCGGGCUGAGGUUUUGGAUAAUGCUGCAAAACUUAUUCAACGUCGAUUGAAAACAUAUAUUGCUUACAGGGAUUUUAUCUCAACAAAAGCUGCUGCAUUUGCACUACAAGCUUACUGUAGAGGAUGCCUUGCCCGAAAGAUGUAUGUUGCAAAACGGGAGACAGCAGCUGCUCUUGUAAUACAGAAGUGCAUCCGAAGCUGGCUUUUAAGGCAUGCUUUUUUGGAAUUGCAUGCAGCUACUAUCACCAUACAAUCCAGCAUUCGUGGUUUUUCAACGCGCAAAAUAUUUUUGCAUGGAAAAGAGCAUAAAGCUGCCACUUUAAUCCAGGCUCGAUGGAGGAUGUACAAGGUCCGCUCAGUAUUCCAACGUGACCUAAAUUCUGUAAUAGGAAUACAAUGUCUAUGGAGGCGAAAACUGGCAAAAAAGGAAUUCCGGAGGCUUAAACAGGAGGCAAAUGAAGCUGGUGCCCUGCGUUUAGCUAAGACUAAACUUGAGAAGCAGUUAGAAGAUCUGACUUGGCGUUUGCAUCUUGAAAAAAGAUUGCGGGUUUCUAAUGAAGAGGCUAAAUCAGUAGAAGUUUCAAAAUUUCAAAAAAUGCUGGAAUCUUUGAACCUCGAGUUAGAUGCAGCAAAAUUGGCAACAAUUAAUGAAUGCAACAAGAAUGCUGUGUUGCAAAAUCAACUAGAACUGUCAAUGAGGGAAAAAUCAGCUCUUGAAAGAGAACUCGUAGGGAUGGCUGAAUUGAGAAAGGAGAAUGCAUUAUUGAAGAGUUCUAUGAAUGCUCUGGAAAAAAAGAAUUCAGCUUUGGAGGUUGAGCUUUUUAAAGCACAAAAAGACUGUAGUAACACCAUUGAGAAGCUAAGGGAAUUCGAAGAGAAGUGUUCCCAGCUUCAGCAGAAUGUAAAAAGCCUUGAGCAGAAAGUCUCACAAUUGGAGGAUGAAAAUCAUGUUAUGCGACAGAAAGCAUUAAGUGCAUCACCCAAGAGCAAUCGUCCUGGUUUUGCAAAGGCACUUACUGAGAGAACAUCUAGUGCACUUGUUCUUUCCACUGCUGACAGGAAGCCUGUAUUUGAGUCACCCACACCUACUAAACUUAUUGUACCUUUUUCACAUGGCUUGUCAGAAUCACGCCGAACAAAGUUAACAGUGGAGAGGCAUCAGGAGAAUUAUGAAUUCCUCUCAAGGUGUAUCAAAGAAGAUUUAGGUUUUAAAGAUGGUAAACCAGUAGCAGCUUGUAUCAUAUACAAAUGUCUUCUUCAUUGGCAUGCAUUUGAGUCUGAGAGGACGGCCAUUUUUGAUUUUAUUAUUGAGGGCAUAAAUGAUGUUCUAAAGGUUGGGGAGGGUAACAUCACCUUACCAUAUUGGCUCUCCAAUGCCUCAGCACUUCUAUGCCUCCUGCAGAGGAAUUUAAGAUCAAAUGGUUUCUUGACUACAUCUGCACAGCGUACUACAGGAUCUUCGGGGUUUGGUAGCAGGAUUGGGCAUACUGCUGAUAUUAGUUUUCCCUCCUUUCCUCAGGGACUAAAAUCUCCUUUCAAGUAUAUUGGGUUUGAAGAUGGUGUCUCACAUGUAGAAGCGAGAUACCCGGCAAUAUUAUUCAAACAACAAUUAACUGCUUGUGUAGAGAAGAUUUUUGGCUUAAUUCGUGACAAUUUGAAGAAAGAAUUGUCUCCUCUAUUGGGCUCAUGCAUCCAGGCACCCAAAACUACCCGGGCACACGGUGGAAAGUCAUCUAGAUCACCUGGUGGUGCUCCUCAGCAAUCUCCUGGUAGUCAGUGGGAUAACAUCAUCAAGUUUUUGGACUCUCUAAUGAGCCAAUUACGUGAAAAUCAUGUGCCUUCAUUUUUCAUCCGUAAACUGAUUACACAGGUUUUCUCUUUCAUCAAUAUAUCACUGUUCAACAGUCUGCUGCUGCGACGUGAAUGUUGCUCAUUUUCGAAUGGGGAAUAUGCAAAAUCUGGUUUAGCUGAGCUAGAGAAAUGGAUAGUUAAUGCAAAAGAGGAGUAUGCAGGAACCUCUUGGCAUGAGCUAAACUACAUUAGGCAAGCUGUUGGUUUUCUGGUAAUACACCAAAAGAGAAAAAAAUCUCUUGAAGAGAUUAGGCAGGAUCUUUGUCCGGCAUUGACUGUUCGGCAAAUCUAUCGAAUAAGUACAAUGUACUGGGAUGACAAAUAUGGCACUCAGAGUGUGUCAAAUGAGGUGGUUGCACAAAUGAGAGAGAUUUUGAACAAGGACAACCAGAAUUUAACAUCCAAUUCAUUCUUGUUGGACGAUGAUCUGAGCAUUCCAUUCUCUACUGAAGAUAUUGAUAUGGCAAUUGCUGCCAUAGAUCCUUCAGACAUUGAACUCCCAAAUUUUGUGUCUGAAUAUCCUUGUGCUCAAUUUCUUGCUCAGCACCAAUAGUAAAAGAUUUCUGCUUGGAGGUGUCGUUAUGUACAGGAUAGUCUAUCUCUCUUUCUCUCGGCAGAAUGUUCAUAGCAGGCUUCUUAGUUCGGUGAAUUGAAAAUUUUCAUCAGUGCUCGAUGAACACAGUUCGCUCUAAUUAUUUGUAGGUUUAAUUAGACGUCAGUCAUUUGAAAGAAUGGUGACAAUCAAUUCCUUCAUUUCUCUUAAAGGGCUGCUUCUGUUUUUCAUGAAGCAUAUUGUUCAUUUAGAUAUCCGUGAAUAUCAUUUCUAGAGUUGUAUAUUUUUUUCAAUUUGUACAUGUAGGACAGCGUAGGAAAUUUAUUCGUUGAUGUAUAAUAUUGGUUUACUUAGCACGAAUAUAUGCUAGCCGCUGACAAUUCUAUUUUUGGACA
Molecule: messenger RNA, 5147 nt
Organism: Ziziphus jujuba (common jujube)
Lineage: Eukaryota; Viridiplantae; Streptophyta; Magnoliopsida; Rosales; Rhamnaceae
Product: myosin-15
Exons: 39
Coding region: 154-4752 (1532 amino acids)
Biological process (GO): actin filament organization; vesicle transport along actin filament
Cellular component (GO): vesicle; actin cytoskeleton; cytoplasm
Molecular function (GO): ATP binding; actin filament binding; microfilament motor activity
Source: RefSeq, a predicted model, not a curated record